AGUACGUGUAGCUAGAUAGCUAGUGCAGCUCGCACAGGCCUUAUCCAAGAGAAGAGACCAAUCGAACCGAUGGAGCGCCUGCCGGCGGAACUCGUCUCGGCGGCGUUCGCCGGCACCACGCCACGUGACGCCGGUCGUGCCGCCAUGGUCUCCACAGCAUUCCGCGCUGCAGCCGACUCCGACAUCGUUUGGGCCCGCUUCCUGCCGCCCCUCGAGCUGCUGGCCCCCGAGCCGCAGUCAAAAAAGGACAUGUUCUUACGCCUCUUGGACGGCCCCGUCCUCCUCCGAGACAGGCUCAUGACUAUGUGGCUGGGCAGGGAGACCUUCGCCAAAUGCUACAUGCUGUCGGCGAGGAAUCUGUUCAUCGCGUCGGGCCACAUGCCGCAGCACUGGAGCUGGAUCCCUCUCUCGGACUCCAUGUUCUCUGAAGGGGCUCAACUAAACAGUGUGACAUGGUUGGAAAUCCGUGGAAGCAUACACACCGACAUGCUCACCCCAGACUCCAAGUACGGGGCUUACCUCGUGUUUAAGAGGACCCAAAAUUUCAGUGGGUUCAAUUAUCCAAUCCAGAAGGCCACGCUCUACUUUGGACAAAUAAUGGAAUAUACCAGUCCGGUUCUCCUUGGUGAGAAUUGGACGCCGCCGCCAGAACUGGGUGUAGCUCAGCCUCAGCGCAGAGCCGACGGUUGGAUGGAGAUAUCGCUGGGUCACUUCCACACGAGCGGGAAUGAAUUAUAUGCUGAGAUGUCCUUCAGCCUGAUGGAGACGGAAGGAGAAGUGACACAGAAGCGUGGUCUGAUCGUGCAUGGCAUUGAGAUCAGACGUGAGAAAUCAGGAUGAACGCGUGCUGCUUCAGAAUUAUUUUUUGAAAUUUUUUACUUUUUAAAAUUUACUGUUCACCUUGUGAAAAAAAUAAAUUAUUUGUGAUUUUUAUAUUUUUUAUUUUUUAAAAUUUACUGUUGACCAGUCAACGGGUCAAAACCCGGUCAACUAGGUCAAAACCGGUCAACUAGGUCAAAACCGGUCAACAGAGAGAGAAGGGUUGAAUUCUGACCGGUUUUAAGAGUUGGGGUUGUAAUUUAGAUGGUAUUCGAGGUCGGGGUUGUAAAUUAAAUUAGGGCAAGAGUUCAGGGUUGAAAUAUGCAUUUCUCUCACUUCUAUUUACCUUACUUCCAAAAGCAAGGGCAUCACUAUUAGAACUCGAUACCGUAAUGUAAAUUUCAACUUGAGUGGCAUUGAAACAUUGUGUAUUUUUUAAUUCGUAUAUUUUUGGAAAAAAAAUCAUGUUUUAAUUAUAUACUUAUUGUGAACUU
Messenger RNA from Triticum urartu, 1313 nucleotides. NCBI's taxonomy places the organism in Eukaryota, Viridiplantae, Streptophyta, Magnoliopsida, Poales, Poaceae. The record is from RefSeq and is a predicted model, not a curated record.